GUUCGGCCGAGUUCGGUCCUGCUCGCGUACAGUUAUGGCAAGGGAACGUCAGUCACUCUUCGGCGCUCGCGCGGAAGAGUCUGUACGCAUUAACGGUAGGGGAUAUCGUUGCUCCUUGUGGAGUGUUUAAUAUCUCGUCGGUGUUUUUUCGUCAUCCAUCCCCAGCGACGUGUAUUUAACUCGAUCGUGGUGACCGGCGCGAUUUUAAAACCGUGACGUAACCUCGCGACGUCUAAAAGUGUCGCGGGAAAAAAAGCCGGUAGGUGACGGCAGAGCCGCGUGUGUUCCUCGCUAGAGUGUGUUUUGUACACGAGUUUUCGGAGCGAACGAACGCGAGUGGUACGAGGCUGUUUUCUGCGAGAAAAGGAGUCUCAGAGAGAGUCGAAAAAUCGGAACAUCCUAGAGAGUGAAGUGGAAGAGAGAAAAAGAGAGAGAGAGAAAGGAAAGCGAGAAGCCGAAUGAAUCGAACAGAUACCGAGUCGUUACUCGUGCCGGCGCUUUGACGUUUCGUCUUUCGUUCCGUGAUUACAAGGAUUCUCGGCUGUCACGUUCCACGUAUGAUGGAUGCUGUCGCGCGUGUCUCGUGUACGCGACGCUAUCAAGAACAGACAGAGCGUCGAUACGCACAAGCAACGGCGUUGCAGUGAGUUUCGUUGUCCGUACUAGCGCUAGUGGCAAUAACAACAACAACAACAACAACAACAACAGUAAAGCCGGUAGUGCAGCGAGAUAUAUCGGUCUCACGGCUCGAAGCAACGCGGUUCGUGGUGUUUGUGCGCGCGCGGAAAAAGGAAGCGGUUUGGAGCAGCAGGUCCCUCUCUAGUUCUCGUCGAACAGAGUCGCCCGUUAACCUCUCUUGUCGCUCCGUAUCGGUCCCUGUCGGUCAUCCUACUACGGUGACGCCGUAACCGUCGGUGUUUCUUCGAUGAUAAGCACGUGUGCGUGCCACUACCUGCUGCUGCGUGUACGUGCGUGCGUUAGAGUCACGUCGAGUCGCGUAUCGGCGUGUAGUUAGUGAACGCGCUCCGUUACCAUCUAAGUCCUUCGUAUUACCAGCCACUGAGCCCGCGUAGUUUUGUUCUUUUGUUAUUCUUGUUGGUUGAUUUGCUUCGGAGCCAUUUCAUUUCGUUGUGCCGGAGCCAGUUACGAACGGAUCCAACCGCCGUAACCAUGGAUAUCCUGCCGAGCGGGAACAUAUUUAGGGAGUUGCAAGACAUACACGACACCGGAUACUUUUCGGCCCAGCCGUCGCUCGAGGAUCAUUGGCAACAGGUAAGCGCUAAUUUUCACCGGUCUAAAUAUUUUCCGAGCCGUGGCUGUACCCCAGGGGUUGCCGACGAGAGGGUCAUAUAACCGUGGCAGAUAAGAGGACGUCGAGAAUCACAGACAUGCUACGAGAUGGAGAGGUACCUGAAGGACGAACCGAAGCUACAGUCGUACAAAAAGUUGCCCACAGAAUUGGACACUGCACCCUGGAACCUCUUCAGGGCGCCUCCAAUCUCGUGGACAGCGUCCACCGGCACCGCCAACGCACAAUUCGACUCACCAAUCAAAAUGGAGGUGACGACGUCGUCGGAAGACAGGGAAACGCUCUGUUUGGACGACAUAAAAUUCAGUCCCGGCGAUCACAACCACAACGGCCGUGAUAGGGAUCUGGACCGACACCUCGAUUCCCUUUCGACGUCGUCGUCGAGUUCGGCGUGUUCGGGGUUGUCCUGGGACAGCUCGCCCUCCGUCUCGUGCAGGGCGUUCAUUCUCAAGAAAGAGCCCAGCGAGGACCUCGAGGAGGAUGAGGAACACGAGGAAAUCGAGGAAGAGGAGGACAGCGGCUGCGAAAGCGAAGGUCAAAUCCUGACACCACCGUCGAGCCCCGGCUCGGGUCAAGGUCAUUCCAACUCCAGUCACUCGUCGAGUGGGAGUUCGAUGCUCGACGUGCAGAACCUCAACCUUCAUGGAACGGGCGGCAGGAGCGCCAUCGUCAGGGUUACCACCAGCAAUGCUCAGGGUGUCGCAAGACUGAUCUCCGUCACAGCGAAUGGUUACCCAGCGGUCUCUGGCACGCAACAUGCACAUGCAGGUACAACUGCAGCUGCGACCACCGUGGCCAACAGGCACCACGCGAGAAGCCAUGAACACAGUCCACCAGAUACGAAGCGCAGGAUACACAAAUGCCAAUUUCCAGGUUGCAAGAAGGUGUACACCAAGAGUUCACAUCUGAAAGCCCAUCAGAGGACGCACACGGGAGAGAAGCCGUACAAGUGCAGCUGGGAGGGUUGCGAAUGGCGAUUCGCGCGUUCCGACGAGCUGACCCGCCAUUACCGCAAGCACACCGGCGCGAAGCCGUUCAAAUGCCGGCACUGCGACCGAUGCUUCUCUCGCAGCGAUCACCUAGCCCUCCACAUGAAGAGACACGUGUAAUCGAUCCUCUCCGCCAGCGGUCCUCCACACUAGCAACAGUCCAGGACCGACAGACGAAGCUCCUUCCUCCCCGAGGAUCUCCAAGCCCGAACGGGAUCCUCGUGAUCGCGUUUCUUCCAUACCGAUGCACCCGACGAAACACGCGGCAAACCGACCUCGAUCAUCGAUCAUCGACCAUCGACGAUCGUAACGACGCGUCAUUUUAGCGUGGCCGUUUAAAGCCACGUAUUCGUCGGGAUAACGAUCAUUCGACAUCCGACGGCUUACCGUUUGCAGCAAUGAUCGAUGAUCAACGAUAUAAACGGUGGAGAACGUUCACUUCCGGUGGGCCGGUUGUUCUCCAAGACGAACAAGAACCGACCGGACAAGUUUGACGUUCCGUGCACAUCGAUCGACAGAUUGCAAUGGGAAAUUGCAACCGGCACCGCGUGCUCCUCUCCUCGUUGAUCGAGACGAGUUCUUUCGUCGGAAACACGGAAGAAAAAGUUUGCCACGGGGCUCGAAGUACGACCGACGGUACUUAUCAAGCGAGACAGGACGGCAAAAUAUAAAAGACAACCAGUACCAAUUCGAUCAAACGAAGCCUCCGGGAUGAGUGGCUUGAAAACAGCGUGACUCUCGCUCGAAGAGUCUCGUCCGGGACGUUAAUCACUGCCAAUUCACUAAAUUCUAAGGUCAACGCUGUACCGUCGGGACACUUUGAGCCUGGUCGAGGACGGGGAAGGAGCGAACGGGACACAGGUCGGUUCUUUCAGCGACAACGGUGCACGACUCGCGUAGAAUCUUGUAAGUCGUCUGCCUCUCGUAAAACGGUCGAAUUCUCGAGAUCCAUAAAACUGAAAUAAUCGUGAAAAUAAAAAAAAACAGUAAGUGUACGAAAAUUCUAUGGAACAGGAUAGCGAGCAGACGAUGCAUCAAAGGCGUCGCGACGAUGUUCGAAUGAAAAUCAAGGAAUCCCGAUUCGCGAGGACAAUAACACGAUGUCUGUCGGUGCCAAACGUUAUUUCCUUCCCCCCUUGUUUCCUCUUUCUCUCUCUCUUUUCUCUAACGCGUGUAUGUGUAUACCGUUCAAAACACACACUCUCUCUCCUUCUCACUUUUCCCAGCGAACGGGGCUGUUUCGAAGAAAACCGCUCGUCAGUUGAAAACGUGUACGACGCUUUUGAGCCUCGAUCCUACGACGACGAGCAAUAAUCGAAAUUGUGUUCGCGAACGAACGGGACCGUGGAACCGCGAAGGGUCGUCAAAGGGUCGGGGGAAGGGUUACGGAGGAGUAGGACGCGUAAUUGAAUACGUGAUUUCGGCCAGUUUCGACGAAGGCAAAGUUUACCGUGCCGUACGCUAAUCCCGAAUUUACAGUACGAAUUAUAUUCGCCAGGCUCCUCCCUUCAACCCGUUUUCCCCUUCGCUCUGUUUCUCACCCCCUCCCCUGUUUCUUCUCGCGUCCCCGUUUUUACCACGUCCGCGAACCAACGACGAUUCGACCGUUUUAGCAUCGCGACAUCAUCGCAUCGAGUGAUUUUUAAGGAAGAAAGAGCCGCGUCCCUUCGCCACAAGUUCGAAGGGUGAUCCACGACAUCGAAGAAGACAAUGAUCCUCGUUUGAUGAGCGCAGCGAAUCGAAUCCCAGUCCCGAUUAAAUCUUUAUUCCUUAAAAAUUCAACGGAACAAUGCUUGUUUCGUAGUGACGCGCGUCCUAUGGUUUUUCAAACGGACAAAUCUGACUUUGUACUUUUGUACGAUUGCUUUCUUUAGGCAAUGUUUCUAAUCUUCGUUUUACGCUUCGCGUGGUCGACGAACCGCGCGGAUAAGGGCGAGGGGUGGCGACGAUAUCGGGGGCUGACGGGCGAGACUCAUGUCGGAGGCUCAACAGAAAUAAAUGAUAUAAAUAUAUAAAUAUAAUAUAUAUUUUUUAAUAUUCUCGUCUUACUCACCGAAACAAUAUAUUAUUAAUACGUAAGUGGACAAAGUAUAAACGGGCAACAUUCCGCACAAAGCUCUAGAACCGUUUCCACGCGUCGAACCCGUUCGAUCCGACCGCGCCACCCCCUCUCGUACUCGCGCGAACCGGAUGGCAGACGGCGACCGUUCACCACCGACACUCUGCGUCUCUCGUACGUUAAACUUCCGGUCGGAAGACACCGUUGUCUCGUUUGAUCAUCGAUUAACCGCGCGACGUGGCGGUACCGAAAUUCACGCAGGGGGUAGAAACAGGAGACGGGGGGAUUAAAGUGUAAUAAUCAUCGAUAAGAAAAACGUUAAGUAUUCGUCGACGACGACACCGUAAUGGUAACGCGGCGAUAAGUUACCCGACGAUGUAUCCGGGGACUGAACGAAACGAAAGGAUCCGUAGAUCGCUCAUCGAACGAAUGGUGAACAAAAUAGAGUAGUAGUAAAAUAUAGUUAAUAACGUUAAGGGGUAAAUGUGAGAGAGAUAAGAGAAACGAAAUGGAAGGAGUUUACCGCUUAAGAAGACUAAUCUUACCUGAAGGCGCUUUAGCGUACAGAUACAGCCGCCGGUGCUGGCGAGCGAAGAUUUAAACGAAGAUUUAAAGAAAAAAGUAAAUACAAAAAAAAAACAAAGAAAAGCAAAAAAACAAGAUAAUGAAACUAAAUUUUAAAUGUUCAGUGGCCAAAUAAAUUAACUGAUAACGCACGUAGAACGUAAAACGAUACCGUACCUACUUGUAAGUAAGCCUGACUGACUGACGAGAGCGUAGACGCGGUUCUCGCGCGUGUGGCUGCGUUUUGUAUGCGUGCGACAAGAUAAUUCGAUGUUUGUGCACCUGUAUAUCUCUUUAGUUUUCUUUUUCUUUCUUUGCGUCAAUGCAUGGGGGUGCGUCGAGGUGCGUGACGUGAGCGAGUGACCGUCUUAUUUUUUUUUUCUUUUUCCUUGCGAGAAUGUGCUCCAAAUUGAAUCGGGAUCGGGAUCGAUAUCGGGGUUGGGGGUGGGGCUUCGAGAAAUGAAAAAAAAAAAAAACGCAUAAACGAAUCCAUUUCGAGGGAGAUCUAAAGAGAUAGAGAGAAAGAGAAUGAGAGAAAAAUUAGAAAGAGUGUGUGCGAUAGAGAAAUAGCAAAGAACACUAAGUUUGUAUAUUGUGCAAUUUUUGUCAGUGUUUCAUUAUUUGUUACCAUGUUCACGGAUAACUAUAAAUAAAGUAAAUAUAUAUAUGCAGCAUUUACAAGAACUUAGGAUAAGGAGGAUAACGAGAGCCAGAUGUCUUUUUGAUAGCCAUAUAUUACGAGGUAUCGUGAGGCGGCCCUUCCAGGACGCCCCGAACACUCUUCUUUCUCUAUAUUUUUGUUCUUUCUUUUCUUUUCUUUUCUUUGUCUCUGGUAGGCGAGGUGAAACGAGGAUACGAAAACGGUGCUCGUCGCUCGAUCACGACGAUCUCUCGUUACAAGGACCCGUCCUCGUCUUCGUCCCGAUCGUUUCGCCUGCAGGGGACGAAACGAGCCACCCUCCAGUUCCGUUCGAGAUCGACAAAUCCGGAUACAAUCUUUGCCCUUCGUCCCUUCGCGACUGAGAAAAUUGCUUCUUCCAGCUCGCAACGUACGCGACGAUGAUCACGAGCCGAAAAGAAAAAGUUACUCGAACGGCGACGACGACGGUGACAAAGUGAACCAUCGAGUUCGAUAAACGAUCGAUCCUCGCGAUCGCGACGAGCUUUUUCCCGCGUUUCCAUCUCGGCAACCAACGAAACCCUGUAGAUAUAUAAUAUACAUAUAUAUAUAUAUAUAUAUACAUAACGAACGAUCGAAAUGCAACGCGAGUGCAUUGUUUUCAAGCUCGGUACGCGACGGAAAAUUAUGGAAGAAUAAUGAAACUAAGAGAAGAGAGAUGACGUGAAAAGCGGACACCUUAAGAACUAAUAAAUGGUAGUUAGAAGUUUAGUUAGAUAGAUGGAUAGCUAGACCGUUAGAUAGACACCUUUAGAUAGGCAGAUAAAUAGAUGAACGGAGAGAGGAAAGGAGAAAGAGAAGAAAGAAUGAUUAAAAAGAGGUGGGAUUGGGGGGGGGGGGGAUUUAAAAGAGUUAUUAUAUAAAAGAAAAAAAGUCUAUAAAUAUAGAUAGGUGGAUAUACAUAGAUAGAGAUGUAAGUACCUAAGAGAAAAACUCUAAAGGAACCUUUUAGAAGAAGUUGUAUCGUUGUACGAGGUACGAUAUGUGGACAUAAGUGUUUUAUGAUACUCGCGUACAAUAAGGUCGAGGCGAACGAUGAGAAACGGAAUGAAAUUUCAUGAAACUGAAAAGCUGAACAAGCGGGCAACGAAUGAAAACGGGGAAGGAAAUGGGAAAAUGUAGACAGAUCGCGGCACCGAUCGUAACUGUAUUUAAUUGUGGUCUAAGCUAUUUUCAGUCACGUUGUAUAGUAAUUGUAAAUUACAGGAUUUUUCAAUGUAUGAUAGGGAACAGCGUGAAUGAACGAAUGAUGGCACGAAAGUGGGAGGAAGGAAUAAUUAGCUUUGUGCGUUAAACGAAGAUUUUCAAAAAGUUGAAAACGAACAUUUUAGGCGAGGUACGAUUGAGUUAGGUAAAAGUGGAAAAUUGGGAAAGAGGAGAAGAAAGUUUUCUUGUUUCUCGAUAGAAUGUCUCAGUAGACGAUCGGUUUCUAAUUCCGUGAACGGAGAAAGAAUUUCGUUGCUAAUCGGAAAGCGACGAUGUCUAAUUGAAUCAACGAUUAAUUGCCGCGACGUAACACCACCAUUCAUGGAAUUGCGGAAAAAAGACGCUUCGGGGAAAAGAUAGUUUACGUAAAUUGUUUCCCCUCGAUAGUUUCUAACUUUUUUACAAACUAACGCGUACCGAUUUCGAAUUUUACUACACUCCUCGUUGAAUUGAUUUUCCAAAAGAGGAAAAGGAUACGAAACGGGGAGGAAAUUUAAAGCACUACGAAUCGAACUGAUUUAAAGCACUAACGUUAUUUUUAGGGAAUUACGUCUUUAGGAGAGAUUUAAAUUAAAUAUUGAGAGGGGUUAAUGAUUAGUAGACUGUGGAUUUUUAUGCAAAUAUAUUUUCUUUCUCCGAAUAAUUAAAAGUAUCGCUUUAAUUUUACAUGUUUUACAAAUUCGACACAAGUUAUUUCAUUUUCACGUAUAUAUCACGUAUGUUUUACAUUACACUUCUUAUGUUACAAGCGUAUAAAGUUCCGCAGUCUAGUGAUUAGUGUAACCGCUAAGGGUGUGAAGAUUUCCGCGUGAUGAGAAUUUUCGUGUGAGUAUGAGAGCGCGAGAGUUGUCUGAAAGUUAGGAGGAGAGAAAAUAAGAAGAAGAAAAGAAAAAUGAAAACGUGUGAGGGCUGCAACAGAGAGGAAAGGUAAAAAGCGAGGCGAACAGAGUUGCGAGGUACCUAAAUUUUAAAAAGUGACCUUUGGCAUUUAAAGACUUUUAAAAAUCGUGCAACGAGUUAAAUAAAACAAACAAAAAAAAAAAAUAAAAAAAACAGAGGGCGCCGCGUAUUAAGGGGCGUCCGUCCUUCUCCGUGUCUAAUUCAUUCUUACAUGAUGCACGCACACAACAAGAAAUAAGGAACCGGGUACACACGCACAUACGGAAAACACUUCCACUGGGGUGAUAUACGUUCAUCUCUUCAUAAAAAGAAAAAGAAAAAGUAAAACACUGCAACGAUAAACUCAUACACGCACAGUCCGUACGCAAAAUGACGCGUCUUGAUCUCGUCACGAAACAGAACAGGAAAAAUCAAGGAUAACAAGAAAGGGAACUCGAUACAGGUGAAAGAAGAGGGUUGAAAUUCGAUUACGAUACAGAGGGUAGAGGUAGAACGAAGCUUGAAGAGAGGGCAAACAAUGCAUUCCGUUAGAAACUCGCUUUUCACGAGGCACGUAACAACCAACGUGAAGAUUCGAAACGACGAAUUAUCGCAUCGUUGGUGUGCCUGAAGGCCUAACCAGAAUAAAUCGAAUAAAUCGAUCUUGGCCGUGAUUCGAACUUCGGGCUAGUCACCGCGAGAUCGACUCUCCCUUUGAGUCGCAACAGCAGAAUUCAACAGAAAAGAUAAAGGAACAGAUAGUAAUAAUGUGACUGUUUUCAGGUUGGGGAGAGAUCAUCUUGCGGUACGAAGCCGAAAUCAAUCUAAAAAACAAAAACGAUCCAACAGUCACCGCAUAGUCACUGUCGUCAUCCAACACAAUUCAUGGUAGGGUAAUAACAGUAUUUUUAGGGAUUUUAUACAGGCAUACGACCGCGAAUCUGUUUUAACCACGAUUAACUGUCGAUUAUUGACGUUUCUUCUUGUACGUAAAACGAACGGUGUGUUUUCAUUAUUAGAAGUAAUUACAUUUACAGCGAGGAGUGAAUAGGUGGGCGCGCGAGUGAUCAGUUUUUUUCUUGUCUAUGAAAACGAGCGUGUGAUUGGAACGAGGAAAAGGUGGGAAUGAUUGCGGACAAAGUGAAAGUCGAACGAGAGAUCAUUUCCGACCUCGUUUUGUCUACACAUCUCUAUUUGUAUAAUUGUGAAUAAUUAACAUAUUAUGAUAAUGUGAUUUAUUACGUGUGAUCCUUCGAGCGUGAAAACGUGAAGAAACAUUAAACAAGUAUUUUGUAUAACGACAAAAGUUGAACGAACGAUGAAAUAACUGAAAUUGAAAGGAAAAGAAAAUGUGAGAAAUAGUAAGUUAGAGAAAGAAAGACAGAGAGGGCGAGAUUAAGCGAGUGAAGAGUCUUGUAAUCGCAGCUUUCUUUACCGUCGGGGAAUAAGAUUAUAAUAAACGAAGAAUGCGCUUCAGCAGUCGUCGCUCCUUUCUCUCGACGUCGUUUCUUCUUCUUCAUCUUCAUCUUAUUCUACUUUUUUCUUCUUCCGUCGAUGCUGUGUUCUGCUGCUUUCUCAUCUCGGGGUGAUCGAUACCCCUGGAAGCAGAAAAACUAAAUUAUAAUUCUAAAAAACGUAAAAUAGAAUUUUGAUUACGGGAACAUAUAUUCAGUGAACGAUUUCGAGCGAAAAUCAAACGUUUCAAUGCGUUAUCCUGCUGCUUCAGCAUUCUGGAGGUUAUCGAUCACCUCGUCGAGAGGAACAUCCCUCGACACCGCUCUUCUUGGGGCUGUCCAACGAAAAUCGAGCCAACGAACCAUCUCUGGGACCCCGUCGAUAUAUCCUGCCCAUGUAUUCCAUAGGUUGCUUCUGCAAACACGUGGCAAUGUCGAUUGCACCCACACGUACACACGGGGAUCGUGUAGCUCGAUCUGUAGCGUGUACAACAGCCAUUUCGUUUCGAAACGAGCGCGAUUAAGCGGGUACACGUUUUUUAAAUUUACGCGAAAUAGUCGCGGCACGGGUUGGCCGGAAACGGGGUCUCGUCGUUCGAACGGUCUCGACGCUGGAUUUCAGCGAGAAACGAUACGUAUUGUAUACGAUUUACCAGGGAAACCUGUCCUUCGAACGACUCGUAUCGAAGAGGGAAAGAUAAAUAAACGGAUCGAACCAGGAAAAGGCAGGAGCAAAAACGGGCUGGAGAAAAGAAAGAAAGAAAAAAAAAAGAAAAUAUCCUUCCAGAGUAUCGGGACUAAUUUACUAAUCGCGACUUCCAGACAGUCGAGAACUUUGCGCUGAUUUCAAACUCUCUCGAAGACUCGACGUUUUGUACAAUGGAUUAGCGAGAACUCGUGUAACGAGUCCAGUAGGUGAUCACAUGUGAUAUUUGUAUCGGCUAUUAUUAUAUAAAUAUAUAUAUAUAUGUAAAUGUAAAUGUAUAAUUAGAGUAUUCCGUUAGGAUUACCGAUAGUAGUUAGGUGGAAAGAAAAAACUGAGAAAAUAUGAUCAAAUCGUGAAAGAGAGAGAGAGAGAGAGCGUGUGAGGGAUGAACGAAUAUUGAGCCCCAUUUUUAAACAUCGUUCCCGCAAAAAAAAAGAAAAAAAGAAAAAUAAAAGCACUGUACGAAAUAAACAUCGAGCGAAGAAAAACGAAGGGUUCUCCCUUUGAAACGACGAGUGCUCUCGUUUCGUGAUCAACGCCUAAUUACUCUUUAUACGUACGCAGGCCUACAUGCCGAUUCCAAAAAGGACACGCGAGAUUCAACGAGGAAAAGAUGGAUAGGGAAGUGGCACGAAACGUGUGCAAGAUACUUUGGCAGGAAUAGACGAACCACAACAAUAACAACAACAGACUCGCCUCGAAAGUCUUCAAGCACGAGAUACUGUAAUUUUCUACCACGUUCGUCGGUUGUUCGGGAUUUCGAAGGAAUCGAACCCGAACACGGCAGCAGAGCCGAGAAAUAUUUAUCAGUUGCGUCCUACAAUCGACUGAUACACCCUUACUCGUGUUACCCUGCGACCCUUGAAAUUGUCUGGUAAAAGUUACUACCACCCUCUUUUCUGAUCCCUCUCUAAGAAAAUAUUCAUAGACGUUCGAUUUUUGCUCAUCGAAAGGUUGCCAGCUCCGAGUUCCAGUUAACCCUGAUAGAGUCCUGUAAGGUACAAAAAUUCCUUAUCCUUCUGUGAGUUUCUUUAAACGCGUUGACCGCUGCAGUGAAAAGGGUCCGCGUAUGGUCAGACGCGCUAAUAUUAUCGACCGCCAUCAGCAUUCCUUUUACUUUCUUUCUAGUUACCGUGUUAUGUAUCAAUUUAAAAACUGGCAAUUUCGUAGCAGAUGUAGAUUAUAAAAGUUUGUAAAAUUUUCUGGUGAUUCCAAAGAGCAUUGAAAGUUUGAAUCGAAUGUCCAUGAUCCCUUAUCGAGGCCCAACAGCCCCAUUGGGUAGGAAAGCGAACCAUGAACGACUGACGGAGGGAUAAAAACGAGCUAACCAAUCAACAGCUCCACAUUCGUACGUCUAAUUCUUUCCUUUCUUCUUCUACUUCUUCUCCUUCUUCUCUUUCUUCUUGUUGGUUCUGCAGUUCGUUUCCAACUUUCGUCGAGAAAGAAAAAGGAAAUCUCUAUCCGACGAUCGAUUGAAAUACGAGGAAACGAACAAAGAGCCAAGAAGAUUCGUGUAUGAGAGAAAGAUCGCGACUGCGUGCACGUGAAAAGAACAAAGAUGUACAAAGAAGCUUAAAGAUCGCAAAGACGCGUUGGCGUACCGGGUGUGUGCAUGAAAAGGGGUGUAAUAUCUCGUGGUAGCGGCGUGUCGAGAAUCAAAGCAGUUUAAUAGA
Molecule: messenger RNA, 11518 nt
Organism: Osmia lignaria (orchard mason bee)
Lineage: Eukaryota; Metazoa; Arthropoda; Insecta; Hymenoptera; Megachilidae
Product: Krueppel-like factor 6
Biological process (GO): regulation of transcription by RNA polymerase II
Molecular function (GO): DNA-binding transcription factor activity, RNA polymerase II-specific; RNA polymerase II cis-regulatory region sequence-specific DNA binding
Source: RefSeq, a predicted model, not a curated record